AUGUCAAGACGCAGUAGCCGUUUGCAAGCUAAACAGCAGUCCCAACCCAGUCAGCCAGAUUCCCCUCCAGAAACCCAGGUAAUCCAGGCCAAGAAGAGAAAAACAAGCCAGGAUGUCAAAAAAAGAAAAGAGGAGGUCACUAAGAAACAUCAGUAUGAGAUUAGGAAUUGUUGGCCACCUGUAUUAUCUGGGGGGAUCAGUCCUUGCAUUCUCAUUGAAACACCUCACAAAGAAAUAGUAACAAGUGACUUCUCCAGAUUUACAAAUUACAGAUUUAAAAAUCUUUUUAUUAAUCCUUCACCUUUGCCUGAUUUAAGCUGGGGAUGUUCAAAUGAAGUUUGGCAAAAUAUGUUGAAAAAAGAGACCAGAUAUGUUCAUGACAAACAUUUUGAAGUUCUGCAUUCUGACUUGGAACCACAAAUGAGGUCAAUACUCCUAGACUGGCUUUUGGAGGUAUGUGAAGUAUACACACUUCAUAGGGAAACCUUUUAUCUUGCACAAGACUUUUUUGAUAGAUUUAUGUUGACACAAAAGGAUGUAAAUAAAAAUAUGCUUCAACUCAUUGGAAUUACCUCUUUAUUCAUUGCUUCCAAACUUGAGGAAAUCUAUGCUCCUAAGCUCCAUGAAUUUGCGUAUGUCACUGAUGGUGCUUGCAGUGAGGAGGAAAUCUUGAAGAUGGAACUUUUUAUAUUAAAGGCUUUAAAAUGGGAACUCUGUCCUGUAACAAUCAUCUCGUGGCUAAAUCUCUUUCUCCAAGUUGAUGCCCUUAAAGAUGCUCCAAAAGUUCUUCUACCUCAGUAUUCUCAGGAAAAGUUCAUCCAAAUUGCUCAGCUUUUAGAUCUGUGUAUUCUAGCCAUCGAUUCAUUAGAGUUCCAAUACAGAAUACUCGCUGCUGCUGCCCUGUGCCAUUUUACUUCUAAUGAAGUGGUUAAGAAAGCCUCAGGUUUGGAAUGGGACAGCAUUUCUGAAUGUGUUGACUGGAUGGUACCUUUUGUCAAUGUGAUAAAAGGUAAUAAUCCAGUGAAGCUAAAGGCCUUGAAAAAGAUCCCUGUGGAAGACAGACACAACAUCCAGACACAUUCAAAUUAUCUGAUUAUGCUGGAUGAAGUAAAUUACAUAAACACCUUCAGAAAAGGGGGACAGUUGUCACCAAUAAGCAAUGGAGGCAUCAUGACACCACCAAAGAGCACCGAGAAACCAACAGGAAAACACUAA
Messenger RNA from Chrysochloris asiatica (Cape golden mole), 1215 nucleotides. RefSeq names its product cyclin E2 (gene CCNE2). The record is from RefSeq and is a predicted model, not a curated record. The coding region runs from base 1 to 1215 and encodes 404 amino acids. NCBI's taxonomy places the organism in Eukaryota, Metazoa, Chordata, Mammalia, Afrosoricida, Chrysochloridae. Gene Ontology annotation, cellular component: nucleus; cyclin E2-CDK2 complex; cyclin E1-CDK2 complex. Gene Ontology annotation, biological process: regulation of cyclin-dependent protein serine/threonine kinase activity; G1/S transition of mitotic cell cycle. The transcript has 11 exons. Gene Ontology annotation, molecular function: cyclin-dependent protein serine/threonine kinase regulator activity.